Ascoidea rubescens DSM 1968 is the source of this 1122-nucleotide messenger RNA. It is a transcript of the gene MMT1, whose product is annotated as Mmt1p. Gene Ontology annotation, molecular function: monoatomic cation transmembrane transporter activity. The transcript is spliced from 2 exons. Gene Ontology annotation, biological process: monoatomic cation transport; transmembrane transport. Gene Ontology annotation, cellular component: membrane. The record is from RefSeq and is a predicted model, not a curated record. NCBI's taxonomy places the organism in Eukaryota, Fungi, Ascomycota, Saccharomycetes, Ascoideales, Ascoideaceae. The annotation marks the transcript as partial.
AGCAAAUUAUCGUUCUGGAAAAAUAGUGGUGUUAGAAUAACAUGGAUAGGGUUGUUGGCCAAUGUUGGGCUAGCGAUUGGUAAAGCCACUGGAGGUAUUGUUUUUCAUUCGCAAGCGUUAUUAGCAGAUGCGGUUCAUUCAAUGUCUGACUUAGUUUCAGAUAUCUUGACUUUAUCAACAGUAUCUUUUGGUUCAAAACUACCCACAGAAAUGUAUCCAUAUGGACAUGGAAAAAUCGAGACUAUAGGAUCAUUAGGAGUUUCAGCUAUUUUGUUGAGUUGUGGGAUAUCAAUUGGGUGGGCAUCCUUUCUUGACAUUGUUGGAUUAGUUUUACCUCAUAUGGUGGCUGAUUUUUUUGUGUCAUUUCAACAUUUAUUUGACAUCUUUUCCCAUUCCCAUGGCGCUGCAGAUGCUGUUAUGGGACAUGAACAUGAAAUAACCAAUAUCAAUGCAGCAUGGAUUGCAAGCACGUCUAUUAUAAUAAAAGAAAGUUUGUAUAGAGCCACAUCAAAGAUAGCAGAAGAAACCAAUUCAAAGGUGUUGUUGGCUAAUGCGUGGCAUCACAGGGUUGAUGCAUUAACUUCGGUUGUUGUACUAUCAACUAUAACAUCGGGAUAUCUUUUUAAUAUAACAUGUUUGGAUUCAAUUGGUGGAUUAUUAGUUUCGAUAUUGAUCAUCAAGGCCGGAUACCAGGGAGCCAGAAACUCGUUAUUUGAAUUGAUCGAUCAUUCAAUUGAUUCCAAGGAUAUAAGGUAUGUGAACAUUGAAGACAAUUUGAAAGAGAUUUUAGAUAAAUUGUUAAGUAAUAACAAUUCAAGAAAGCCUUAUAAGAUUAGUAGAUUGAAUAUAAUUGGAAGCGGGUCUAAUUUGAUCAUUACAGAUUUAAAAUUGGUUGUGCCCAAACAAAAAUGGGAUAAUGUGUUAGACAUUAAAGAGUUUGAAAAUGUAUCUAAAGUAGUUAAGACGAAAUUGAUUGAAAAGAAUCCCCAUAUCAAGAAAAUUUCAAUUGAGUUUAUUGAAGAAGAAGAAGUAGAAGAAGUAGAAAAAGAAGAAGUAGAAGAAGUAGAAAAAGAAGAAGGAGAAGAAAGAGAAGAAGCAAAAACAGCCAAAAAGAUAGAAUAA